Molecule: messenger RNA, 3724 nt
Organism: Lineus longissimus
Lineage: Eukaryota; Metazoa; Nemertea; Pilidiophora; Heteronemertea; Lineidae
Product: protein SCAI-like
Exons: 14
Coding region: 163-2001 (612 amino acids)
Biological process (GO): DNA-templated transcription
Cellular component (GO): nucleus
Molecular function (GO): transcription corepressor activity
Source: RefSeq, a predicted model, not a curated record
UUUGCUAUGGGAAAGAGAAGAUGUUUUGGUUACAAAAGUGUCGAUUUCUCCUUAAAUAAUGGGUCCUAAAGCCCCCAAAUUCGGGAUAUAGUACAUGUCAAACUAAGGUUCAGUUUGAUCCUAAAUUUCUGACAUUGAGAAGUGUUAAAACCGGUUUAGAGCAUGGUUAUUGGGGGACGUGAAUUUUCCCUCGACAGAGCCUCCAGCAUAACCAAAGUAAACAUGUCGGUGGAUGUUCCAAUGGAUGAACACGAAAGAAAGGUUGUCAAUGAAUUUUGUCAUCUUCUGGAGAAGUCCAAGCAACUGUUCAAUGGACUGAGAGACCUUCCCCAGUACGGUCAUAAACAAUGGCAGUCCUACUUUGGCCGCACAUUUGACGUCUACACAAAACUAUGGAAGUUUCAGCAACAGAAUCGGCAAAUUUUGGACUUGAAAUACGGGUUAAAACGAUGGCAAAUUGGAGAGAUCGCGUCAAAAAUAGGGCAGCUCUAUUACCAUUACUAUCUCAGAACCAGCGAAACGAAUUACUUAAACGAAUCGUUUUCAUUUUACUCUGCCAUUCGAAUGCGAGCAUACUAUUCGAAAGCUAACAAAGAAGACAGCCGACCCGACCUGAUGGUGAAGAAGCUCCGUUAUUAUGCAAGAUUUAUCGUCGUGUGUUUACUGCUCAAGAAAAUGAAGUUGGUUCGGGACCUCGUCAGAGAAUUGGCCAAACAGAUAGAUGACUACACUGCCAUCUAUGAACCAGAGGAUCAGCUAGAAUGGUCAAUGGUCCUGGGCGAGAUUCGAGCAUUUAUAGAGGCUGAUGCAUUAGUUAAUGUGGUUGAUUUAGAUUCCUCCACGAUCAUUCUGUCUCAUCGACUGACGCCCCUCAAUACUCCUCCACUAGAGAAGGGCACGCCUGUCUACCUUACGCUACAAGAAAUACUCAUUGUCGGAAACUGCCAUGACCAGGUGAAAUUCAGUGAGUUGACAUUGGAUAUGUUCCGGAUGUUACAAACCCUAGAACGUGAACCACAAGAAGAUUUAAAUAACCAACUUUACGACGCCUCCCCUGCCCCGGGGCGACCACCAUUUGGGCUCAGCCUUGGGGUUAGUUUUGGCGGGGAGAACGGAGAUCGCAUCAACAAACGUGACAACCCCCACAAAUAUCUGCUCUACAAACCAACAUUCAGCCAGCUCAACGCUUUCCUCGCCUCUGGCUUCAAGGAGCUCCCGCCAAACGGAGCCAUGUUGUUGUAUAUCUCGGCUGACGGGUCGUUACGCAAUACCAAGCAUGGUGAUGAUCCUGCUUAUGAUUAUGGCGGAGUUAUCACAAAUAGUCGACGAGAGGUGGACGUCUCCAAUAAAAAUAAACGGCCAGGAAAUCUUCGAGAUAUGCAUUGUGUUCAUCCUGGCGACCUCUAUCCAUACACAAGAAAACCUCUCUUCAUCGUCGUGGAUAGUGACAACAGCUCAGCCUACCAGGGUUUUCCCAACUUCUUCGGCCAGCCAGUGCUGUGUCUAUUAUCACCAGAGCAAGUCCCAACAACGAUGCAGGGAAUGAGAUUUCGGUCCACGUCCUCUAUACUGCAAGGUCAAGAUCAGCAUCAGAAGGGCAACCUGUUCACCCUGUUCAUGCACAGUCCCCUCACAGCAUUCUGCUUCAUCUGUAACAUCAUCGAUGUACCCAUCGCCAUAUGGGAAAAGUGCCAGACUCAGGUCGAUAAGUUCCUGGCAGAGGCGAGCAAAAUGGUCACAAGGUCACGGACAAUAGAUCACACAUUCAUUCAAUUCUUCGGUGACGAUUUCCUCCGCCUCCUCAUCCUGAGGUUCAUCUUCUGUUAUGUCCUGCUACGACUACACAGAGGGUUCAAGGGUCCCAACUACUACCCAAGUUGUCACCCACGUCUACCAGAAAAUGAGAUUCUGGACCAUCCGUUACUGCAUAAAAUCAUCUUAGACCUGGCGAGCGUGUUGGAGGUUCGUGGACUAUUCGCAGACCUAGGAGAAACGGAUUGAUAUAAGGCAGCAGCAUGGUUCUCUAUGGGUUAAUCACUUCACCUCUUAUAAAUAAUGGAAUGAUCGGACUUUAGCUUUUUGCUAUACAUUGGACUAGUUCACUUUGGAUGUCGGGUGUGAUAGUUUCAUGUUGGAAAAUUAAAUCAUACACAUGUAAUUUUUCAACUUUUGUUGUAGUAUAUUCUGAGUAUGCUAUUCAAGUUAUCAGUUUUCAUAACUGUGGACUGUACCAAGCCUCAUUCCAAGAUCUGUGAGGGCCGGUCGGUUAGAAGCUACCUUGGUGCAAUUUACAACGUAUCUUGAAGGAUCAAAUAAUGUUCAAUUAUGUCUUGUUCGAGUAGUUUGAAGGAUCAGAAGACCACACAACGAUAGCAUGUAAUCAACAGCAAAAUACCUAUGGGCCUUUAGAGUAAAUCAUUAAAAAAGAGCAAUACAUGAUUUAGACCCUUUACAGAUCAUUGCACAAAAAAGGUCAGGUUAUAUGUAAGCACUGUAUCAGAGAGGUCGUACUGUGAAAUAUUUGUAUAUAGUCUUGUUUUGUAGACAUCUGAAGACAUCUAGCAUUUAAUGAUAUAAUAUCAUUAUUAAUAUUACAAUAUUGUUAUUAUGAAAUAUUUUGGCAUCCAAAGUAAUAUUUUGCAUAUCAUUCUUAUAAUGAUACCAUUGAAUGUUUCAAUAUCGGACAAUCUCCUUUAGAAGGUGUAAUAAGAAUUGUAUGAGUGUCACCCAGUAGUGCCUAGAGUUUUCCUUCAUGUCCCCAUCAGAUAAUUUUCACUGCAAGUUGGCUGAGGUAGAUUUUGGGCAAAAUCACCACAAAUCCUCUCUCUUAACCCAAAUAUUUUUUCAAAAAUUGGUUCACUCUAGAAUUGCUAAAUGGACACUUCAGUUUAUUUACCAAAUUUCUAACUUUCUUCCCAGUAAUAAUGGUAGUAGCAUUUUUUUGUGUUGCACUGGCUAUUGCACUACAAACUGUGAUGAAACGAACCAUGCUGCAAAACUAGAUAGUCUUUAUCACUUCUAGGUGUUAUUUUGUAGCUCUGUUGUUGUACAAGGUAUGAGGAAGGCCGUUUAGUAAAAGCUGAUGGACAUGACACUACGGAGUGUUGGUAUUUAGAGAAAAACACAAGGAGGUAGACUUACAUCGAAAGCAGUCACUUUCAAAUUAUUUUAGUGCAAGGUGCCAUGGGUUGGCUUGUGAUACAGUGCUGACCUUUAACUGAUACCCAGCCCCGACUUGAAGCUAGAUAUUCCAAUUAUGACUGACUGUAGCACUGGAAAGAUCUCCCAUCAGAGUUUAUUUAUUUUAUGUUCUUUUAUUUGUGUAGUUUUGUAAGUUGUGUGAUCAUCAAAUGAAUUCAGUAUAAUUUUUUAAUCUUAUUUAUUCUGACUUUCAUAAUGAUCUCAUUUAUUCUCAAAGGGGUUUAUACAACUGAUACCUGGUCUGUAUGACCUGCGGGUAAGAAAUCCAACGUUUCCUAUUUAUUUAUUAGUGGCAAAUAGUCAGCGAAAUGGGUGAUUUAGAACAGAUAUAAUAAACUACAUACUAAGUUACGCGAAAUGUGCUUCAUUUUCUUCAAAGCUUAUGUCUUUUAAAUGCUACAGAUACAUUUAAAAUCCAUAUAAGUGGAACCAGGAGUGAUGAUUGGGGUCAAUAAUAAUGAAAUCUCAUGAAAAAUAAAAUAAGUUUGAAUAAAAACUAACUUUUUUGCCCCCUCCCCCCCCC